AUGGUGUCACUGCGCCUGCCGCUGGCCUACAGCGCCGCCAGUGCCAUCGCAGCGUGUGGCCCGGAGCACUGGCAACGGGCCCUGUGUUUGUUCGAGAUGGUCAGUGCCGCCGUUAACCCCGAUGUGAAAGCCGUGGCCUUCAAUGCCGCCCUCUGGGCUUGUGAACGGGCCGUUCAAUGGCAGCAAUGCAUGGCACUCCUAACGGCACCUCCCUCAGCCACUUCGGCCUCCAGUUUUUUGGCCUGUGCCAGUGCUUACCAGCAAGCUCAAAGAUGGCAGGACGCACUCCACUUGUUGGUGGACUCGCUCUCGCUGGUGUCGCCGGGUUCGCAGGCUGCGGCUUCGAUGAUUCUCCUGCGGGGCUUUGUCGCCAUGGCGUCCUGGCAGCGAAGUUUGCAGCUCUUCGAAGACAUGCGCAGGGACGGGCACGGGGAUCUGCUGGCGCUCAACGCAGUUCUGAGCUCCCUGGCCGAUGCCUCGCAAUGGUCCCAGUGCCUCCGCCUUGCCGCGGAGCAACACCGCGAUGGGGCGACGGAGGCGCAGCUGCUGCGGGCCUUGCAGCGGCAACACAUGACGCGGCGGGAGGUCACCUUCAAGGAUCUGGAGCAUCGAGGAAUGCUUUGGAGAGCUUUGGAAGAGUCCAAGACAGGGGCGCUGGAGAGGGAACAGCUCAGCCAACUGAGUCUUGUCUCAAGUCGGGGGUCCGAAGUGCUUUGGUGGCACCCGCCCACCAUGCGGUCCUCGCUCGGAACCACUGUGGUUACCAUGGCGCUGUGUGUUGCGGCCUGUGUGGCCGCAUGUCCCGACCAUUUGGUAAACCGGACGCGGUGUAACCCCGUGAACGCCGUGAACGACAUCGUGGGGCCCGAAGCUGAAACCUGUGUGGGAACUUUUGCUGAAUUCCCGGUGGUCGAUGCACUGGAGUGGGCCUUUGAAUGUGGGCUACCCAUCGAAUUGACCGUGGGUCUCACGAUGUCUUUAACUGGCAACUACAGCGACGAAAGUAUGAAUCAGAAUGUGUUGCAAGUCCUGAAGGAUUGGAGCAAUCAGAUCUCCAAUAAGACCGAUGGAAUGAAGCUGAAAGGCGUUACCUUAGGCCAAAUCAAGAUGUGCACCCGCUUCUGCGUCAUGGACGAUGAGAGCUCAGAGGAGAAGAUGGUACAGCUCUAUCGCUCCUUUUUGGGGGACGGAAACAGUACGUCGCAUGGCAUUCCCCUUCUGCUUGGCCCAGGGACCGAAGCCUUUCGCAACGCGGCCGCGCAGGUGGCGAACGACUACCAGCGGCCGAUGAUCUUGUGGUCCAUCCCUCAGGAGCUUCGAAGAUUUCCAAUUCUGCCCAAAGAUUACAAACUCUCAGAGGUCAUCGAGAGCAUCGAGGUGCCCAAGAAUCAGGUGAUUCAGGAGCAGAUUGCGAAGAUGAGCGAGAAUUCCUCUGACUCAGAAAUCUACAGCUCCUUAUAUGACUAUCCCAGCAAUUCGUGCCAAGAUUUCCCGGUGCCUGCGGGUUACUACUUGCGCAGCGGUGCAGAAUUCUUGAGCUGCGGGGGGCCAUGUGACCCUGUGGCACAUCUAGAUCUUUGCUGUCGCCCCAGCAGCGGCCUACGCGUCUCUGGCACUUGGUCGCCGAGCUCAUCGCUGCUGUCUGGUGGCUGGCAAGAUGGCUGCCUCCGUGGUCAGAGUUUGGCCAAUGAAACGACCAACAUGUCCCUGGUGCUGAAUUUUGACAGGUCGCCAGCUCCUGUGAUUAUCAGCUUGAACUGGACAAAUAUCGCGCCGUUGGCGCCACAGCCUUACCUUGUGGUCGAUGAACAAGUUUUCAAAGUUCACGAAACCCUACUGGACGUGCUUCGCGAAGACUCGGUGGUGAACUUUGACUAUGUGGGCGAUGCAGAGGUGACCUGGGAGAUUUGCCUUCGCGAAUCCUGCGCUGCUGUGCACUGUCCUCCCCCUCUGCUGCAGCGCAGCGGUGAGAGUUGCCUCGGGAGAAAUUGCACUGACCCCACCGACACGGCCAUUUGCUGUUCCUUGGAGCCCGUGGAUCUCAACGGCAUCAUGUGGAAGGGCGGAUCUUUGAAUUCUUCAGUCUUCGAUUUGGUGGCUCCCGUCAGCGGCUGGGCCCUCGACGUCAUCCAACAGCUGCAGAAAAGCAUCGGGGGUCGCCUGCUCUGUGUGGCACAGCAGCUGUCGAACGAUGGACUCUUUUUUUCAAAUCUCUGCCGGCACUACACCCGGAUGAUUGGCCAGACCAAGGCAGACGUGAUGCUGGCAGGCGGAGCACUUGGAGCCGUGUCGUCACUGGUGCGACUGAAACCGGGGCCCAGCAUGGUGCUGGUCUGCAGUGACCUGGGAUUCUACAAGGGUUUCCUUCGCGCUUCGAUGAUGCUCACGCCUGACCAUGGCACGGUUAUGUCAUGUCUUCCGUUUGGUUCGCUGCUGGAGAACGUGCGAGGCUUUGAGCUGAAUUUCCGUAGCCUCGAGCCACAGCCCUGGCCCUCCUAUCGGCAACUGAGCAGCUUCAAGAUCCAGCAGCCCCUGGCGGACUUGGCAUCUUUAAGGCUCAGCUUCAAUGAGGUCUACCAACAGCACCUGCAGAACGGCUCCUUCCCCACGGAACUCUUGUUCUUGUACAGCGCCUGGCAAGUCAUUGAGAAAACCGCCAUGACGCUGGCGGGGUCCAUUCUGCAGUACAGUUUCUUGAAGCAACGAGGACGACGUGAUUCGUUGCAAGAGUUGGCGAGCACCCUGUUUUCAACGUAUUUGGGCGGCGUGUCCUUUGAACGAGGGCAACGGAAGCUGCAGAGGACGGAUGUGGCUACGAGGCAGGCGGUUCCACUCACCGUCACCUCUUCGGGAUCGAUGAGCAAUGCUCUGGCAGGCCUUGCUCCCAACGUGUCUUGGACGUUGAAGAUGGUGAAAUUCCUGCGAAGUUCCGUGCGUAUUGCGGAUGUCUUCGAGCCGAUCCUGGCGGUUUCGAACCAGCUGAACAUCAACGCAUGGUACCCCUGCCCUGAAGGCUGUGUGGUGCACAAGACGGGCUGUCGCGCGUGUCCUCCGGGGACCUAUCGCUCUCCGAACCAACGAGAAUGUCAACCGUGCUUGAGUGGUAGCUAUCAAGACAACUAUGCGGCCUCCAAGUGCUUCAUGUGCCCCAAAGGUGUCAGCUGCAACGUGACUGGUGCACUUUUAGCAAAACCAGGCUACUUUGCGGUGAAGGCGCAGGAAUCGAUCUAUGCGGCUUGGAACGGACCAGAGGCUUGUUCCAUCGAACCUGGUGGCGGUCUUGCAACGUUGCACCCCAACGACAUUGGCAGCUGGAGUCACAGCAAGAACGAAGCCCUGUGGACAGUGCAUCAAUGCGAACCCAAAUCUGUGUGCUUGGGCGAGAACGUCUGCAGCGCCUCCCAAGUGGGAUUUCGUUGCCAUGACUGCCAGACGGGCUAUUCCCGAAUCUUGAGUCACGGGGACACCUGCGUGGCGUGUCUGGAUUUCACUCCGUUGCUCUGGCGCUGUGUCGCCUUCGCCAUGUUGCAAGUUUUUGUGGCCCUUCUGCUUGCUGCCACCAGUCAAAAAGAUGUCGCGGAACUGGAUUGUUUGUUAAGUCCAAUACUGCUAUCGCUGUUGGUGGCGCUUCAGUGCUUCUGGAUGCUAUUUCAAACUGUUGAAAGAGCUGGUAUGUUCGAUGAAAAAGAGGCGGUCUAUGGCGGUCUGCGCAAUGUCAUCGAUGCCUUCAUGGUGCCAUUUCUGCUGCCUCUCUUGGAAUGUGCCCCCGAAGGCUCUCUGACGCGAUCAGCAGAGAAUCAGGCGUGGGCGGUUUUUGCAUCUGCCAUUUGUAUCUAUUUUCUGAUCAUCAUUUUAUGGCUGCUGUUGUAUUGCUUGAAUGCAGCCCGACGCGGUUUGCAGCGUGGUGGGAUCUCCCUGAAAGCAUGUUUGGUGGCUGCCAAUCACUUGGUCCUUCCAAGCUUGUUAUACUGGACCCUCACAACGGCCCUGCAUUGCACACGGGAGGGCAGCGAUGCCUGCGACGAAGCUGUGGAGCUCAGGGAUCCACACGUUGCGGCCAUGGUCUUUGUGAGCCUUCUCUUUUUCUUGGAAGGCUUUGCUGUUUGGGUAUAUCGGCAUGACUUCUUUCAAGUGUCCCAUCGCAGAGACUUUGGUUUGUUGUGCACCGGAGUCCAUCGUCCAUAUUUGUUAUGGCCUCUUUGGGAAUUCCUCUAUUUGUUGAUGAUGGCAUCUCUGCUUUCGGCGUCGAACGCUCUGGAACUUCCCGUGGUCGCUGUCUUCUGGUUCAUCGUGCUAGCAAAUGCAUUGAGUGUCUUGAUGCUUGCCAUUGUCCAUCCGUACUUAUCGAUGGUGGUGUUGCGCUACAAACAAAGCAUUGCCAGAAGUAUCUGCGUGUUGUCGAUUCUCCUGUCCUCUAAUUCGGUCUUCGUGGACGUGGACUUCUUUGCAGAUCAGGACUUGGAGUUUCUGCGAUGGAUUGAACAACUUUUAAUUGAGAUUUUGUUGCUCUACCUCGUGGCAAAGGGUUUGUGGAUUCUCUUCAUGAACCGUGUAGUGAUCCCGGUGACCAUCAUGCAGGACACCUUCUACCCAUGGAAAUCACUUCGAUUGCUGGUGUCUUUUUUACGAAGACCGAUUGGCCUCCACCGUGCUAGCGUACUAAAGCGCCACGGCUACAUCGAAUUCCAUACGCAAACAUGGUCCAAAUCCGAAAAGAUUGGAAUCAGCUGGAGCAUUGGACACAUUUUGCACGGCCAGCUACAGAUCAGCAGCAUACUACGAAUGGAAGAGGUUCACACAGUGCUGGAAGCGGCUGUUCGAGCGGUGUGUCGGUCUCACAAAAAUGCCACUUUGAAACACAUCUAUAGUGGUGGAUACCCCAAAAUUGCCCGCCGGGCUUGGAAGGAAGGCAAGACCAUUUCAGAAUGCAUCCAGCGUCAUGCUGGUGACUUCAUCACCCACGAACUUUCCGUGGCGGUGCACGACCAAAACGUCGACGUGGCCUCAGCCGUCCGCGCAGCGCAGGCCGCGGCAGAGCUCCGCGCGGAAAAAACCGCGGCCACGGAAAAAGCCGCGGCCAUGGAAGGUGAACUCGAGGAGGAGGAGGAGAAGGAGGAGGAGGUCAACCUUCCAUCACCUCCCGGAGCCAAGCGGGCGAAGGUUCUCCUGCUCCCCCGCCGGUGGCCACGGCCGCGCCGUCCAUCGCGGCGGAAUCGUGCGGCUGUGAACAUGGAGGACGACACGUUGUUCGAAAGAGAGGUAGAAGAUGAGGUGGAUGUGGAGAAGCAAGUUUGGGAUCUGCGAAAAGGAUAUAAGAGACUGGAGGGUAAGAUGGCCGUCAUGCUCAGACGCAUGACGGAGGUGUCUGAUCCCUUGCUUGGCUCCAAGCCCAGCGGAGCCUUGAGAGCGGAGGUGAAGGAAGUCUUUUCAGUGCUGAAUGAGAUUCAGAUGCAGCUGGACACGGUGCAGGUGGACCACAUUUCAGCCGAAAGGAUCACGUCAUGGAUCGUUUCCGUGCAAAAUCUCUGGAGUAAAGCCGAUGUAAAGGCGCAGCCUCGGGAUGAUUCACCGACGGAGCUGACGCCUGAGCUGGUGGAGCUACUGGGCGGCAACGAAUGCAACGAGGCCUUGGAUCUGGAGACCAGGGCCACCUCAACGGGCAGCAGAUCUCACUCGGAGGAUUCCCUGGAGAGACAUCUUUUUCAGACGAACGAGCCGCCAGCUCCGCCUGCAGCUUCCACUGGAGGCACCAGCACCGCUCCCUCAGUCGCCUCCAUUUCCAUCUUGCGGAGCAAGCCACGCCCUGUCGGAAGGAGUACUGCAAGGUUGCAUGCAUGGCAGACGUAAAGACCAUAGACCUCGAAGGAGUGAACAUGGAGUCCCAGCGGUGAAAACGUGCCCUGCCGUGCCAUGCUUCAC
Molecule: messenger RNA, 5919 nt
Organism: Cladocopium goreaui
Lineage: Eukaryota; Dinophyceae; Suessiales; Symbiodiniaceae
Source: the annotation of a GenBank genome assembly